Messenger RNA from Gracilinanus agilis (Agile Gracile Mouse Opossum), 2470 nucleotides. It is a transcript of the gene NEDD1, whose product is annotated as NEDD1 gamma-tubulin ring complex targeting factor. The record is from RefSeq and is a predicted model, not a curated record. Lineage: Eukaryota; Metazoa; Chordata; Mammalia; Didelphimorphia; Didelphidae. Gene Ontology annotation, cellular component: centriole; ciliary basal body; pericentriolar material. Gene Ontology annotation, biological process: mitotic cell cycle; microtubule nucleation. The transcript is spliced from 19 exons. Gene Ontology annotation, molecular function: gamma-tubulin binding. The coding region runs from base 63 to 2048 and encodes 661 amino acids.
GCGGAUACUGUCUCCGGUCCCCUAACCCUCGCCCCCACCCCCGGCAACGGAAAGGUGCAGUCAUGCAAGAAAGCAUCAAAUUUGCCUCGGCGGGGGACGAUAUUAAAAUAUGGGACUCAUCCUCUAUGUCUAUGGUGGAACAAUUCAAUCCUCAUUCAUCAUCACUUGGAAUCAGCUCUUUGUGUUGGAGUAGCAAUAAUAAUUUUUUGGUGACUGCCUCUGCCAGUGGUGAUAAAAUAGUUAUUUCAAGUUGCAAGUGUAAACCAGUUCCACUUUUAGAGUUGGCUGAAGGGCAAAAGCAGACAUGUAUAAAUUUAAACUCUACAUCUAUGUAUCUGGUAAGCGGAGGCCUUGAUAACACUGUUAACAUUUGGGAUUUAAAAUCAAAGAGACUUCAUCGCUCUCUUAAGGAUCAUAAAGAUGAAGUAACUUGUGUAACAUUUAAUUGGAAUGAUUGCUACACUGCUUCUGGAUCUCUAAGUGGUGAAAUUAUUUUGCACAGCAUAACUACCAAUUUAUCCAGUACUCCCUUUGGUCAUGGUAAUGGCCAGUCUAUUCGACAAUUGAAGUACUCCCUGUUUAAGAAAUCUCUCCUGGGCAGCGUGUCUGAUAAUGGAGUAGUAACUCUCUGGGAUGUAAAUAGUCAGAGUGCAUACCAUAACUUUGAUUGUAGCCACAAAGCUCCAGCCUCAGGAAUAGCUUUUUCUCCUGUCAAUGACAUGCUACUUGUAACUAUAGGCUUGGAUAAAAGAAUCGUCCUCUAUGACACUGCAAGUAAGAUCCUGCUAAGGACUUUAGUGACAGAGGCUCCCCUAACUGCAGUAGACUUCAUGCCUGAUGGAGCCACAUUGGCAAUUGGAUCUUCCCGUGGGAAAAUAUAUCAAUAUGACUUAAGGAUGUUGAAUUCUCCAGUGAAGAUCAUUUCUGCUCACAAAACAUCUGUGCAGUGUAUAACAUUUCAGUGCUCUUCUGCCCUUUCUAAGUCAAGUUUAAAUAAAACCUCUUCAAAUAAAUCUAUCUUGAACAAAAGAACUGGUAAAGUGAGCAGCACGCCUGGGGGAGUCCAAAAUCCUGGAAUUGUCAGAGAACCAGCUCCUUUAUCAGGUACUGCCAGUUUAUCUCAGCCCAUGACCACAGUUGAGGGGAAAGGACUGGUGGCUGUUCAAGACAAAUCAGGCUUGCCUCGCAGCACAAAUCCAGAUGUUAUUCCAUCUAGAGACUCAGAAUGUGGGAAGAAUUCAGAUCUCUCGAGCUUUGAUGACACAGGAGGAAGAAGCAGUUUAGGGGACCUCUUCUCACCAGUGAGAGAUGAUGCUGCCGUCCACAAGGCAAGUGAGGACUCUACUCCCAGAGGAGACGGCCUAGACUUUCUCCCACAGUUAAAUGCAAUGUUUCCUACAAGAAAACAUCCAUCAAAUACAAGUACACCAGUAUCACAUCUUAGUUCUCUUCACGUCUCAAUGGAAUUCCCACUUACAGAAGAGAAUGAAAGUCAAGAUACAGCAUAUGAGAAUAAGAAGAUGCAGCUGGGAAAACAGGAAUCAAAGGAUUCCUUAAAACAGCUUGCCAAGUUCAUUUCCUCUGGUGCUGAAUCUGGAAAUCUGAAUAACUCCCCAUCAUCUAAUACAACAAGAAGCCCUGAGAAAACAGAAAGUCCAGAGAAAGAAAUUCAGGCCCAUUUGACACAUGAAUCCCCAAUCAAUGGAGCUACCACGGCAAAUCCAAAGAUAAUGUCCUCUGUCACUUCCGGAGUUGCCAACUCACUUUCAGAAAAAAUAGUCGACACCAUUGGAAACACUAGAGCACCUGUACCGCUGACAUCUGUUCAAAUCCAUUUUAUCCAGAACAUGAUACAGGACACACUGGAUGACUUUAGGGAAGCAUGUCAUCGUGACAUUGUAAAUUUACAAGUGGAGAUGAUUAAACAGUUCCAUAUGCAAUUGAAUGAAAUGCAUUCCUUACUUGAAAAAUAUUCGGUCAAUGAGAGUUUAGUAGCUGAAAUCGAAAGAUUACGAGAAGAGAACAAAAAACUUCGGACCAAUUUUUAAGUUAUACUUGGAAACAUCUGUUUUGUGAUUUGGAAUGGCCUUGGCAGCACAGAAAUAUCCUGACUCAGUAUUCUGUUUUCAUGAUUUCUGAAGAGUUGUGAAGAAACUGAGGCCGAAAAGCUCAAGAGACUCAUCCAUAAUGCCAGAGGCAAAAUUUGACCUCGUACCUCUCUGCCUUCUACUAUCCGGAUGAAUCCCUGCAUUUCUCAGUUGGUCGAGCAGAUGCGAAGCAGGUGGCACCGAGAUUUCAAAUAGAAGCCAUUUCUAGGCAUCAUUUCCAGGACAACUCAUAUAAUGGAAGAUUAACUCGGAGCAGAGAUUCUUGUCCUGGUCUCCUCCAGCUGCAUCAUUCAUAGAUUGGAUGUAUGAUCAGGAGCAAGACACUUCAACUCUUGUUGCCCCAGGCAGAUCUCUAAGGUAAA